CCCGUCACCUUUCACCUCUUGCUGCUCCAAACGCUUGCGGGAGGAUUGUGCGGAGGUAAUAAUCAUCACUGAAAGCAGUUCGACAUGACAGAGGCAGGUAAUGGGUCUCCUACUGCUGUUCCGAAGAACCUCGGUCAUGGGUCUCCCACUGGAGUUUUGUGUGACGGGGAUGCGAGCACAACCAGUUCGGUCAGUCAACCAAAUGCAAACACUGGUGAGAAACCCUACAUGUGUGAUGAAUGUGGGUACAGGACAGCUCGGAAGUCUUCCUUAUCCCGACAUAUGAGAAUUCAUACUGGCGAAAAGCCUUACAAGUGUGACCAGUGUGACUUUUCUGCUGCACAAAAAUCCAACUUGGACAGUCAUCUAGCAACGCACACUGGUGAUAAGCCCUACAUGUGUGGGGAGUGUGGGUACAGGACAGCAAAGAAAUCUCACCUAUCCAGACAUAUGAGAACUCAUACCGGGGACACACCCUACAAGUGCGACAAGUGUGACUAUUCUACAUCAAGGAAAUACCAUUUGAAGCAACAUCUAGCCAAACACACUGGUGAUAAGCCCUACAUGUGUGGGGAGUGUGGGUACAGGACAACUUGGAAGUCUGACUUAUCCAUACAUUUAAGAACUCAUACUGGAGAAAAACCCUACAAGUGUGACCAGUGUGACUAUUCUGCUUCACGAAAAUCCAGUUUGGGCCUACAUCUAGCCCAACACACUGGUGAUAAGCCCUACAUGUGUGGAGAGUGUGGGUACAGGACAGCUCAGAAGUCUAAUUUGGCCGACCAUAUGAGAACUCAUACCGGUGAAAAACCCUACAAGUGUGACCAGUGUGACUAUUCUGCUGCACAUAAGUCGUCCUUGAACCAUCAUCUAGCCAUGCACGCUGGUGAUAAACCCUACAUGUGUGGAGAGUGUGGGUACAGAACAGCUAUGAAGUUUCAUUUAGCCGAACACAUGAGAACUCAUACUGGAGAAAAACCCUACAAGUGUGACCAGUGUGACUAUUCUGCAGCGAAGAAAAGUCAUUUGAACCGACAUUUCAGACGACACAUAAACUGAUUACGUACUUGUGGGGAGUGUGGGUACAGGACAGCACGGAUCUACGUUGAUGAAUAUACUAUAAUUCAAAACUUUACAGGUGUGACCAGUGCGACUAUUCUACAGGAAGAAAAUCUACUUUGGACAAGCAUCGUAACACACCCAUGAGGAAAACCACAUGUAUGUGAUUUCGGGACUUGUAAGAUUAAGAAGACUCCUAUAUCAUACCAGUGUUGUAUGUCUAGUCUUGUAGUUUAAACACUCAUGGUAAACUCUGAAAGCGUCGCGAGGCUGGAAGAGGAACAACAGAAAUCAUCUACAAGUAGCUAAAAUACCAUAUGUAUAUGCAACUUGCAUGUUAGAAAAACACUGCACGUCCUAUUCCAAUAUUAAAUAUUUGAGACUAGCUUAUCUCACAGUUACAGUGCAUAUGCUAUAGCGAUGUCACAUAUUCUCAAAGUUCUAUAUCCUUAUCUUCUUUCUAUUGAGGCGACCGCCUUCAGCGUUUUGAAGCCUCUGUAAGCUUUAGUGGUGUCGAGUCUGCUGAGAAGGGUGGUUAUGCCGACAGACACUUAAAGUCAGAUUUGAGUCUUAAAGAUGUCCAGGUGGAAUAUAAGGCGCCCUCCGCGGGAAAUUCGUGCCAGUCUUUGAUGGUACGUGGGGAAAAUGAUCUCUGCCGAUACAGUGUACUACUUUGGGUGGCUUGGUGUGCGGCCGUGUGCAUAUGGCGUGAGUACGUAUGAAAUUUUGUGACAUGAGAUGUAGUUUCAGUAACUGGCUACUAUGUCAGAAUAUAACUGAUUAUAAGUAAGUUUAAUAAAAAGUACACAUUCUUGCGAAGUGAGCUUCCUUGACAUAGAAUGCAGUGUUUUAUUGCCAGUCAUGUCUGAUAUGUAAGAAUAUAAGGCCAUAACUGAUUAGUUC
This is a messenger RNA of Branchiostoma floridae (Florida lancelet), 1962 nucleotides long. RefSeq names its product zinc finger protein 239-like. Gene Ontology annotation, cellular component: nucleus. Gene Ontology annotation, molecular function: DNA-binding transcription activator activity, RNA polymerase II-specific; RNA polymerase II cis-regulatory region sequence-specific DNA binding. The coding region runs from base 85 to 1059 and encodes 324 amino acids. The record is from RefSeq and is a predicted model, not a curated record. The transcript is spliced from 2 exons. Lineage: Eukaryota; Metazoa; Chordata; Leptocardii; Amphioxiformes; Branchiostomatidae. Gene Ontology annotation, biological process: regulation of transcription by RNA polymerase II.